Molecule: messenger RNA, 3717 nt
Organism: Mycosarcoma maydis (corn smut)
Lineage: Eukaryota; Fungi; Basidiomycota; Ustilaginomycetes; Ustilaginales
Product: putative coatomer complex subunit alpha
Exons: 1
Coding region: 1-3717 (1238 amino acids)
Biological process (GO): retrograde vesicle-mediated transport, Golgi to endoplasmic reticulum; intracellular protein transport; intra-Golgi vesicle-mediated transport
Cellular component (GO): COPI vesicle coat
Molecular function (GO): structural molecule activity; protein binding
Source: RefSeq, a predicted model, not a curated record
AUGCAGAUGCUCACCAAGUUCGAGUCAAAAUCCAACCGCGUAAAAGGCAUAGCCUUCCACCCGCGCCUCCCGCUCCUCGCUUCAUCCCUUCAUAAUGGCUCGAUCCAGCUCUGGAAUUACCAGACCGGUACCAUCUACGACCGCCUCGAGGAGCACGAUGGUCCAGUUCGUGGCAUCUGUUUUCAUCCUUCGCAGCCGCUGCUAGUCAGUGGUGGUGACGACUACAAGAUCAAGGUGUGGAACCACAAGACGCGCAAAUGUCUCUUCACUCUCAACGGCCACCUCGACUACGUACGCACCGUCUUCUUCCACCAUGAACAUCCUUGGAUCCUCAGUGCCUCGGACGACCAAACCAUUCGCAUCUGGAAUUGGCAAAGUCGUACGUGCAUCUCCAUUCUCACCGGUCACAACCACUACGUCAUGUGCGCUCAGUUCCACCCCAAGGAGGACCUCAUCGUCUCGGCUUCCAUGGACCAGACUGUGCGCGUUUGGGACAUCAGCGCUCUGCGCAAAAAGAACACCUCCGCUCAGCCCAUGAGCAUCGAAGAGCAGAUCGCACGAGCCAACAGCGGCCAGGCUGAUCUCUUUGGCAAUACCGACGCCAUGGUCAAGUACGUCCUCGAAGGCCACGACCGCGGCGUCAACUGGGCCUCGUUCCACCCCACUUUACCCCUCAUCGUCUCGGCCGGUGACGAUCGCCAAAUUAAGCUGUGGAGAAUGUCCGACACCAAAGCCUGGGAAGUCGACACCUGCCGCGGUCACUUCAACAAUGUCUCUUGCGCACUCUUCCACCCUCGACACGAGCUCAUCAUCUCGGACGCAGAGGACAAGACCAUCCGCGUCUGGGACAUGGGCAAACGUACCGCCGUACAGACCUUCCGCAGAGAGAGCGACCGUUUCUGGGUGCUUACCGCCCAUCCCACGCUCAACCUCUUUGCCGCCGGUCACGACAACGGUCUCAUCGUCUUCAAGCUCGAGCGCGAGCGUCCAGCCUUCUCGGUGCACCAAAACACGCUCUACUACAUUCGUGACAAGCAGGUCCGCUCGCUCGACUACAGCACCGGCGCCGAUCACGCCCUCCUCACUGUUAAGCGUCUCGGCAACCAGUACGUGCCGCCUCGUACGCUCAGCUUCAACCCCGCAGAGCGUUCCGUGAUCGUCACCUCGGUCAACGGCGAUCAGGGUACCUUCGAUGUGGCUCCCCUUCCUCGCGAGGCUGGAGGCGACCUGGCCGAGUCCUCGAGCGUCGGCAAGCGUGGUCAAGGCUCUAGCGCCAUCUUUGUCGCUCGCAACCGUUUCGCCGUGCUCGACAAGGCCGCUCAGACCAUCGAGAUCCGCGACCUCAACAACACCGUCACCAAGACCAUCACGCCUCCGCAGCCCACCAACGAGAUCUUUUUCGGCGGCACCGCCAGCCUCAUCCUCAGCACCGCCACUGGCGUCGUCCUCUACGACAUCCAACAGCAAAAGACGCUUGCCGAGCUCACCAGUCCGCCCGUCAAAUACGUCGUUUGGAGCAUCGACGGCAGCAUGGUCGCGCUGCUUAGCAAGCACACCAUCACGCUCGCCGACAAGUUGUUUGCCUCGAGCAAUCUCAUUCACGAGACCAUCCGCAUCAAGAGCGCUGCUUGGGACGAAAGUGGCGUGCUUCUCUACAGCACCCUCAACCACAUCAAGUACGCGCUUCCCCAGGGCGACAACGGCAUCAUCAAGACGCUCGAGCAGCCCGUCUACCUUACCCGUGUCAAGGGCAAGACCGUCUCAUGCCUUGACCGUCUCGCCCGUCCUCAGAACAUAACCAUCGAUCCCACCGAGUUUCGCUUCAAGCUCGCGCUCGUUCAGGGCAAGUACGAUGACGUUCUCACCAUCAUCAAGAACAGCAACCUUGUCGGCCAGGCCAUCAUCGCCUUUUUGCAGAAGAAGGGCUACCCCGAAAUCGCCCUCCAUUUCGUCCAGGACAAGAGCACUCGCUUCGACCUCGCCAUCGAGUGCGGCAAUCUCGAUGUUGCCUUGGAGACCGCCGAGUCGCUCAACGUCGAUGAGGUGUGGAACCGACUGGCAACCGCUGCGCUUCGUCAGGGUAAUCACAAGAUUGUCGAGCGUGCCUACCAGCGAACCAAGAGUUUCGACAAGCUCAGCUUCCUCUACCUCAUCACGGGAAACACAGACAAGCUUGCCAAGAUGUCGGUCAUUGCUGACAAGCGUGGCGACCAUCUGAGCCGCUUCCACAACGCGCUCUACCUUGGCAACGCCGAAGCGCGCAGCAGUGUGCUUUCCGAUGUUGGGUUGGAGGCGCUGGCUUAUGCUGCUGCCAAGUCCAACGGGCUCGACGACCGCGCCGCUGCCAUCGCUUCGCAAGCUGGCAUGGAAGAGGAAGCCGCAGAGGUCGACCGACAUCUCGAUCUCGGCGAGGGAACAUCCAAGCUGGCGCCUCCCACCGCUGUUUCGCAGGCAUACCUUCACAAUUGGCCCAUCCUGAGUAGCGAGCAGAGCUACUUUGACCGUGCUCUCGUUGCCGGCAACGACGGUGGCCCCAUCUUCAAGGACAACGCAAUCAACGGCACCAAGACGCAUGAUAUCGAGUCGUGGCUCGACGGCGAGGCACUGGAGCAGUCCGAGGAGGAAGAAGAAGAAGCCUUCGACGCUGCGCCUGAGGACUUUGGCGAGGCCGACGAGGCGUGGGAUCUGGCCGAGGAAGAGGUCGCAAUGCCGGAAGAGGAGGCUGCUGUUGUAGCCCCGCUUCAAGAGACGUUGGAAGGAUUGGCUGCCGGAAGCUCUGAAGCCGAACACUGGCUGCGCAAUUCGCCAGUUGCUGCCGACCAUGCCGCAGCAGGCUCGUUCGAGACAGCAAUGACGUUGCUCUCGAGGCAGGCAGGUAUUGUCGACUUCGCCCCGCUCAAGGCGCUGUUCCUCUCGUCGUACCUGGCUGCACGCAGCUACCUUCCCGCUGCGCCGAGCGCCGGUCCCAUCGAGGUGCAUCUACGACGCAAUAACGAAGCAAGCGACGGAAAGGUGACGAAAGCGCACCCUACCUCGCCGCGUUCUGUCAAAGCGUUUGCCUCUGGCGAUCUGCAGGAUGGCUACCGUGCCGUCAGCGCCAACAAGCUUGCCGAGGCUGAGACCAUCUUCCGUCGCCUGUUGCAUCAGCUUGUGCUGACGCCAGCGUCUACCGAAGCAGAGGCGACCGAGAUUCAAGACUUGAUUGUGCUCUGCCGAGAGUACAUUCUCGGUGUUUCGAUCGAGCUCAGCCGUCGUAAGCUUGCUACCGCCGAGCCAGACAAUGUCGCUCGUAACCUCGAGCUUGCCGCGCUGUUCACCCACACCCAGCUGCAGCCGCAGCAUCAGACAUUGGCGCUCCGCAGCGCCAUGACCGAAGCUCGCAAAGUCAACAACUAUGCGAUGGCAGCGAGCUUUGCCAAGCGACUCAUGGAUCUAUCGCCUGCUCCUGCUGUGGCUCAAAAGGCGCAACAGAUCAUCUCGUUGGCCGAGCGCAGCCCUCGCGACGCUGUUGACGUGCCUGGCUACGACCCUCUCGAGCAGAACUUUGUCAUAUGCGCAGGUAGCUUCCGUCUGAUCACUGCUACAGGUGCUGGCUCGGUGACAGACCCACUCACAGGCGCUCGAUAUCUGCCCGAAUUCAAGGGCACGCUCUGCAAGAUCACACAGAUUUCCGAGGUGGGAAAGCUCGCUUCGGGCCUGCGCAGCUUUGCCACGUAG